CACACCUGUCACUCAUUAGGAGUGUCACUUUGAACCGAGCCUGGACUCUGAUAAACACUACAAGCUUUCCUUUGCUGGAAUCAUAAACAAAAUGUACUCGUUAGAGUUUUCGUUCAUCUUUUUCUUCCUGAUACCUCACACCAUAUCGUUUGGACGCUGCGACGAUAUCUCCUUCUCUAUAUGUUGGAUGAGCAAGGACGAUGCUCUGGAGAGGCAAAAUGGAAACUUAUGGGUCAAUGGCACCUCUUUAAAAUCCACCAGGAGGAUAGGUAAAGUUACCUCCCUGGCAGUGUACCCAGUUGUAGAAAACAAGCUAACACUUCAGUAUGGAGGCUCUGUUCAGUCAUGGACUUUAUCCAUCACUCCACGUACAAGAUUCACUAAAAUCAGAGGCCGGCAGAAACCCCUGGAGCGUCCAACGAAUGCCACUAAGAGCUUCCUGGACUUGUUGAGUCCCACUGAGGUGUUUGCAUGUGAAAAUGGCACAUUAUUCUUCCAGCAGGAUGAAAACUUCUUUCUUGCUGUUGGCCACACUAUGCGUCUCCCUGUCAAGCUUGAGUCGAGGAGUCCCUCUAUGUUGCUGGUCUCCUGGGUGACUAACAGUCUAGCUAUCAGCGACAGCCACACUGUGACCCUGUACCGCACUGAGCUGGACUCCUAUAACACCCUCAGCACGGACUCUACCAUCAACAACCACUACCGCUUCACAGCCCUGGACUCCUGCAGCCCCUAUGUGGCCUGUGUGGAGAUUGCAGGCACUCGCUCCUUCACCUGCCUCUCCACUAUUACUGACCCAGAUGUUCCCAAGGACUUUGAGGUGACGUCCUGGAACAGCAGCAGCAUAUCGUUGUCCUGGGACUGCCCCGAGAACCGCAGGUACUCUCUCUUCCUCCUGACCAUCUUCUACCUCAACAGUACAGACCAUGUCACAGAGGAGGUGCCCCUCUGGCACGAGGAGGACAGCUUUGCGUUCACCUUGUCCGACAUGCAGCCCUGCAGCAGGGUUCAGUUUGGCCUACAGACUCUCUGCCAAGCAGGGACGGAGUCACGCUACAGCACCAUGGUCCUGAAUGAUGGAAACUCUGUCCACUCCAACAUCUGGGCUUUGCAUCAGACAUCAUUUGGCCCAGACACGUACACCCUGAGGUGGGAGGUGAGGAACGCCUCAUCCAUCUCCAGGUUCAGGGUUUACCAUGAUGGGGUGCUGCAGGGCACCACGCUUAUGACCAACUACACUGUUGGGGGGCUGCUGUCAUGCCAGCAGUACCAGGCCAAAGUGGAGGCGCUGUGUGGAGAUGGAGUGCUGAUGAGCGCCAAGACGGUCACAGCACACACAGGACCAAGUGGUGUGUCUGAGCUCAGGUACCGCUCUAACGACUCCACUGCCGUGUGGACACCCAGUGCCAGGCAGCAGCCAGCUUUUGCCUUUCUGUACAAGCUGUCCUAUGAGAAUGGCUCAACCAUCCAGAGCAGCAGUGUGACAGGCACAGAGCUGCGUCUCAUGGGGCUGGAAGACGGGAAGACCUACAUCCUUGACGUGUGGGAGGAAUGUGAAGGACAGUGGGAGUCUGAACAUUCCCAUUUGUUCUUUGAGGGAGCUAAUUCAUCUUUAGGUUUCCUUAUAAGAGCUGCUGGACCUGCUCAGGACCUAGAGAUGCAGUUAGAUUUGUCCGUCAUGGGUCUCAUGAUGGUUGUGCCCUGGUCACUGCCUGAGGAACUACAGAGUGACGUGUCAGAACCAAGAGCCAAAAUGGGGAAGAUUUUCAAGGAUAAGCUGCAGGAGCUGUUGAAAGAUUUCGAUCAGCCGGCCCGCAUUGAGCUGGCCACCUUUGAACCUGCAGAGGAGCCAGACAAAACAGAGAUUCUGUUUAUGUCUUUUGAUGCGUCCAAAACUGAAGAGGACUUGCCCCUGCCUGUUGAAGAUCAGCUGGAUUACAUUCGCUCCCUGAAUGCAACCAACAUCACAAUUAGAGAUGGUGUCAUUCACUGGGACGGUCAUGAUCUGUGUGCUUCCGCCCAGCACACUUUGUGCCCCCGCAAUUCUUUGUGCCUCAACACUCUGGGCUCAUUUACUUGUGUGUGCCAACAUGGCUACUAUGAUGUGAGCCCUGUCAUAGAGCCUCCAACGGCUUCACAUCCAGUCUGCAAUGAGGACGGCCUUUUCAGUCAGUGUCUGGACAAACUGAUGACUGGUGGAAUAGCAAAGCCCUACCUGGUUUCUUACAUUGGGGGAAAGGUUGAUGUGAAGCUGAAUGAUGGGAGGUGCACUGUGGAUGAGAGUGAGAUGUUCUAUUACUUCCGCACCUCAAGAAAAUCAUCUGAAUGUGGAACAGAGAGGCGGGUAAACAAAACCCACAUUGAAUUCCAAAACACUUUGACUGUGACCUUGACCAAAGAGCAAACCAUCAGCCGGCGGGAUCUCAGAGUUGUCUGGAAGUGUGUCUACCCUCGGCAUUAUGUUCGCAACGCUCAAGUUAGCAUGGAUAUGGAGUGGCUCUCCUCCCUCUCCCUAGUGGAGUUUAACUCAUCACUGCAGCUGGUCCUGACCAUGACCCUGUACAGUGAUGAGUCAUACACCUACAGCUACAGGGAUGCCAUAGCCCUGGGUCUGGAAGACACACUGUUCUUCCAGGUGGCCCUGCAGACCAACAACUCUUUUGCUCCAGACGUGUUACUGCAGGUGGAGUCAUGCUGGGCCACUGAGAGCACCGACCCAGAGGAUACUGUCCAGGGUGUUCUUCUUCAGGACGGCUGUCCUGUUGACAACACGUUCCACUGGCUCUCAGUUAACGGCCUGGCACAGACGAGCAGAUUUUCCAUUCAGAUGUUCGCCAUGCCCAAAGGGUUGCCCCUCUAUAUUCACUGCUUGGCCAACAUAUGUGGACACGAUGAAGCCUGUACAAAGAAUUGCACCAGCCAGCAGCGCAACAAGAGGUCGGUGAACCAGGUGAACAGACAGGGGAAACAGGCUGCGGUAGUGUCUGCUGGACCUGUGGUGAUCAACACAAGAGUGAAGUCAGGAGUCCAGCCGUCUCACUGGGCAGAGCACAUAACAAUGAUCUCCAUUGUGGCUGGCUCAAUAGGCUUUUUGGGAGUAACCAUACUCUCAGUGAGCGCAACCAAAGCAAUCAUGACUUACUAUGAACGGCUACAGCUGCAAUAAAGUUCUUUGAAGGUCA
Lates calcarifer (barramundi perch) is the source of this 3179-nucleotide messenger RNA. RefSeq names its product uromodulin-like 1. Gene Ontology annotation, biological process: neutrophil migration. Gene Ontology annotation, cellular component: apical plasma membrane; cell surface. The record is from RefSeq and is a predicted model, not a curated record. Gene Ontology annotation, molecular function: protein binding; calcium ion binding. The coding region runs from base 92 to 3163 and encodes 1023 amino acids. The transcript is spliced from 19 exons. NCBI's taxonomy places the organism in Eukaryota, Metazoa, Chordata, Actinopteri, Centropomidae.